UAACAUAUUCCUCUAAUUUUUUUUCCAGGGUUUAACGUGCUUCUUGUGUUACGCCAUCUUCGCUGCUGUGCUUGGAAUGUUCCAGUUUGGCUACAACACUGGAGUUAUCAAUGCUCCACAGUCUGUUAUUGAGAACUUCAUUGGUGACUGCUGGAAGGAACGAUACAACAAUAACAUUGAAGGCAGCAAGCAGGAUUUGAUAUGGUCCAUUGCUGUAUCUAUCUUCGCUAUUGGUGGAAUGAUUGGUGGUUUCUGCGGUGGCAUAGUAGGAAACAGGUUUGGCAGAAAGAAGGGCUUACUCCUAAACAACCUUUUGGGAGUGGGAGGAGCAUGUCUCAUGGGCUUCUCUCAAAUGUUAUACUCUUUUGAGAUGCUCAUCCUAGGUAGAUUGGUCAUUGGCAUUAACUGCGGAUUGAACACCUCGCUAGUUCCCAUGUACAUCAGUGAGAUUGCCCCUCUCAACCUACGUGGUGGGCUAGGAACUGUCAACCAAUUGGCUGUCACAGUAGGCCUGCUCCUCUCACAGGUUCUUGGCAUUGAGCAACUUCUUGGGAAUAGCAAUGCUUGGCCUCUUCUCCUAGGUCUUGCCAUUGUCCCAGCUGUGAUGCAGAUGGUGCUGCUGCCAGUGUGUCCAGAAUCUCCACGCUACUUGCUCAUGUCACGCCAGUUAGAGGAUGAAGCACGAAGAGCCCUAAGGAGACUGCGUGCAUCAAGUCAUGUUGAAGAAGAUAUUGAAGAGAUGCGAGCAGAGGAAGCAGCGAGCCAGACUGAAGCUCACAUGAGUAUGUUGCAGCUGGUGCGUUCAUCAGCACUGCGCAUGCCACUCACAAUUGGCAUUGUUAUGCAGCUCUCCCAGCAGUUGUCAGGCAUUAAUGCG
Penaeus vannamei (Pacific white shrimp) is the source of this 877-nucleotide messenger RNA. RefSeq names its product Glucose transporter 1. Gene Ontology annotation, molecular function: hexose transmembrane transporter activity. Gene Ontology annotation, cellular component: membrane. NCBI's taxonomy places the organism in Eukaryota, Metazoa, Arthropoda, Malacostraca, Decapoda, Penaeidae. The record is from RefSeq and is a predicted model, not a curated record. Gene Ontology annotation, biological process: monosaccharide transmembrane transport.